Messenger RNA from Hordeum vulgare subsp. vulgare (domesticated barley), 2019 nucleotides. RefSeq lists its product as uncharacterized. Bases 984 to 1784 code for a protein of 266 amino acids. The record is from RefSeq and is a predicted model, not a curated record. The transcript has 3 exons. Gene Ontology annotation, biological process: response to stress; response to abscisic acid. Lineage: Eukaryota; Viridiplantae; Streptophyta; Magnoliopsida; Poales; Poaceae.
UCUUUGGGCUCCAAACACAGGACAACAAACAUAAUUAUUUUCUGUCCAUAGUUUUUUAACAUGAUUUAUUUCAGAACCACGGUUUUAUGAAGGCGAGAGUCUAGCCACUGGGAGGAGCAAGAAAGGCAAUAGAGUGAGCGAGAAGUAAAGCAAUGAUCUCAUGGAACAUAUGGAAAAACAGAGUUUUGGGGGUCUCUUGACCACCAAACACCACCCCAAAAAUAGCACGGGCCGCUGCCCUCCUAGAAUCCACCCCUGUCGCCGCUAUAACUCCAAAACGGAAUGGCAGACUCAGCUUUACCAACUUUAGGAUAUAGGUCCAGCAGAACCUGUUUUUGCUUGCCUUUUACCAGCACAGCAUCAUCCCCCUGAAAAAGCAGGCUCCAGCUCCUCCCGAAUUUCGGUUUCCAGAUUCACUUCCGUUUCCUGCACAGACAUGAACGGGCUCAGAAAAUUGAAGCGCGGGAUCAGCAGCAAGCGAGGCGACCCCAUCGUCGCCCAACAUGGUAAGAGAUUUGUUGGUUUCGAUUCUGAUUUUUGUCAGGAUUCCAUCUUGCCCCAAGUACAUGUUCCCGAUUCCACAAGGUGUUGCAUGGCUUCAUCAAUGUUUUGCCACUCUCUUACCUGCAAAGAUGUUUGAACGCUCACCCUGUUGAGAAUAGAAAAUUGCCCAUAGCUUAACCUUGGGUGACCGUUGGUUUGCAGGCCAAACUCCAUAUGAUGAAUGGGAGGAGCAACAACGAUAUUCGCCUUCACCAUUGGUGAGCUCAUCACCACGGACGCCGCUGGUGAGCCCCUCACCACGGACACCGCUGGUGAGCGCUUCACCACGGACGCCACUGGUAAGCCCUUCACUGAGGGCCCUACAGGUGAGUCCUUCACCGCGGGCGCCACCGGUGAGCCCCACGGGGUCGCCAAAGACCCCAGGAGGGAGCCAGAAGAAGCCAGUGCUGGGCAAGGUAAAGAGCAAGGCUAAAAAAUGGAUGCAUCUGCUGCAUCACAAAAAGAAGCAUUCCUCGCACGAUGAGAUGAUAAUGUGGACACCACGUAUCGGGCCCAGCUCAGAUGACGGCUACGGCAGGGGGGGACAAUACGAUGAGCGCCUUGGAACCCCAAGCACGGCACUACAUCCACAUUCAUUUGCUGAGCCAGAGUACGAAUCUGAGGUCUACGUGGAAGCAUCAUCAAGGCAGAACACGCCAGCCCCGAGCCCCACUGCUUGCCAGGAACAACCAUUCUUCAAGGUCAGCAGCAGGUUCGAGUCAGAAAUGAAGGAAGCCAAUGAAAUGCUGAUGGAAUCGAAGAAGCUGCGGGUCAAAACAUCCAAGCAGAAGACUGUGACAUUUGCACCGAUACUAGAAUGCGGGCCAGAAAUCAAAAAUAAAGGCUGGAGCGACAAGGAAUGCCCUGAAGCGACAACCGAAAUAUUCAGAAAGGCAUAUGCUACAGUAUACCAGGCUGCCCUCAAGAUGGUCUCUAUAAUCCAAGAUACAAUGGUAGCAUACAAUAUAGACAAAAGGCACAUGGUAGAGAAAUUAGUAUCAGUUAAUAGAUACCUUCUGUUCAAGCUGGAGCCUAGUCCAGAUGACGAAGCACUUGCGGAAGUCAUCACUGAGGCUGUCCUAAAUCUGUUAGACGCCUGGAGUGAGAAUGUUGAAAGGCCUUUGAUGCAGAAGGCAAAGAAAAUUUCUUCUUGGUUCCUGCAAGAAGGGAGAGAAAAAUUACCUCCGGUUCCGCUGUCUACACAUCCUUGUGCUGCCGAAGAUGCAGAAGAGUUCUACUAAUCAGAGGGUUAACUACUGCUUGAAGCAAGAGAUGAACACAGUGACACGGCAUCAGUAGAGAGUUAUUCACCUUACAGUAUAUAGAUGCUGGAGGCGAGGACAAAGAGCAUGCCCCGAGUAUACUUUGUUCGUAGAAUCGGCAGUACAAACAUCUUCUGUGUUGCAAAAUGAAACCAAAGGAGGUUUCUUUACCUUUGUACAGGAGAGUAAAGUAAAUGACUACAAUGUUGAUCAA